UUUACUAGAAAUCCCUCCGACGGGCACAAUACAGACGCAUCCUUAAGCCGAGGCCUAGCGUCGGGUCGGCAAACGCCAUCCCCACUGUGGGGCACCCACUCAAAUGCGAGCGCCUUUGAUCGUGGUCUCAGUAGCCGUCGUGAUUACCAUGUGGCCUCUUCAAGCAAGGGUAGGGAACCUUUCUUUUGCGCAACUGUCUCUCUGGUCGAACAGGAUAUACUAAGGGAGGCUAUUCUUACUCUUUCGGGAGCAAGUGGCUCUCUGAUUCAAUAUGACCCCACUCUUGAUGCCUUUAUGCCCGCCCCACACCUUACUCUCUCUCCGUCUAUGCAGACGCAUAUAUUGCGUAUAUCUGUGUGCGGUUGGCUAUACAAUCGUAUUAGAAGCUUCGUCGAUGGUACUCGUAACGACCCUAACUCUGGGAAAGUUUCCCUCUCGUUGGCUUUCUCAAUCGAUGAACAGUUAACUGAGUACCUCCGAUUAGUCACAACACUUGAGGCGCAGAUGAAUCGCGAUUUGGAGGCAGAAACGAUCGAUACCAAUCUCAAUUCUGAGAAAGUGUCGCGGCAGUUUUCCUCGACUGCCCCCUUGAUGCAUUCCUUAGUGGAUGGUAGUCAAUCGGAAACUAGUCCAGGCAUGCGAUCUCUAACGCUUGUACAGCUGUCGCACUGGCUUAUGGAGCCCAAAAGACGUCUCAAGAUCCUUGCCUCUCUAGUCGACUUAUGCGCUCCGUUAAAGGGUGGUGCACUCGUGUCUAAGGUCUAUGAAAUGAGCCAGAAUGGUGGGCCACAAAUUCAGUCAAUGCUCACUACUAUCCUUGUAAACGUCACACGGACUAUCUUUGAAAUGAUUGCGCUGUGGACAUAUGACGGGCAACUUAUGGCCGAUGCCAACCAGGAAUUCUUCAUCACCGUCAAUCCCUCUGUGGAAAAAUCGAACUUGUGGACCGAUAAAUAUGGCCUUCGAAAAUCAAUGGUCCCUGUUUUCAUCCAUAGGGAACAGGCUAGAAAGAUCUUGCUGGUCGGGAAAUCUGUCAACUUUCUUACCCAUGUAUGCAACGAUUCUCUUGUUUUCAAAGACCUAGAGGCAAUUCGUACGACACGAAUAAAACAAAUCAAGUCUAUCUUCGAUCAGGUGUUUGACAACUCUUUUGACGGAAUGAUCUCUACUGCCUAUACGCAUGUUUCCAAGCACCUUCUCACCAUCCUAUUUGAUAAAUAUCACUUCGUAAACCACCUAACGGCCUGUCGGAAGUUCCUACUCUUGGGCCAGGGCGAUUUUAUCCAACGUCUGAUAGAUCUACUGGAGCCAGAACUUGGGCUGCCAGCGGAGAACGUAAUGCGCCAUCGCCUUAACGAAAUACUGGAGACCGCGAUUCGUGACACCAACGCGCAAUAUGAGGGCUCAGAAAUUCUCCAAAGACUAAAUGUCGAGAUCCUCGAGACUGCUGAUGGUGAUAGUGGUUGGGACAUCUUCUCCCUGGGUUACACGGUUGACGGCCCUCUCUCUACCAUCUUCACUCCCGACUGUCGUCUCUUCUACCUAAAGGCCUUCAGCUUUCUCUGGCGCCUUAAACGUAUGGAAUUCACCCUUAGUGCACUGUGGCGCGAUCAACUUCUGCUUGCGCGUCUGCCCCAUAGGCUUUCCGCAGACCUAACACCCGUCCUCCAUGUGGUUCAGCUUCUUGGGGCGGAGUUCCGGCACUUUGUUUUGCAGUUACAGUACUAUGUUAAUUUUGAGGCUCUGGAAUGUGCUUGGGUGGCUUUGGGGACUAAACUUAACUCUGCCAACGAUCUGGACGAAGUUAUUGAGGCUCACAAGGCGUUUCUGAGCAAUGUGAUUUCUCGUUGUCUGCUGGAUCAGAACUCGCGGGAUCUGCGAUACCACUUGAGAGCCAUUUUUGAUGUAAUUGUCAACUUCUCUCAACUCAAUCAGGAUCUGCAAGAUUUGGCUAUGGAUGAACUUGUGAUCAGAUCUCAGUUGCAAGAGGAGAUUGAGGCUUCAGCAAGGGUAGGACAAUGGGGAACAUGCGACACUCCGGAAAGUCGGGAAAUGGUCAGGCGUCAGGUAUUCAUUGAGGCCACUGUCAGCCCUUUGAUUGCACGAAUUCGCGUUCUUGCAUCCAGCUAUAGAAGCAUGGUUACGGAGUUUAUGGGUAUGCUGCAGAACCACACAGAUCAGAACCUGCGUUUUCUGGUUCAAAAUCUCAACUUCAAUGUUCACUACAUCAACGGUUUCAUGGAGGUGUGA
This is a messenger RNA of Hydatigera taeniaeformis, 2250 nucleotides long. NCBI's taxonomy places the organism in Eukaryota, Metazoa, Platyhelminthes, Cestoda, Cyclophyllidea, Taeniidae. The record is from the annotation of a GenBank genome assembly.